Molecule: messenger RNA, 2910 nt
Organism: Conger conger (European conger)
Lineage: Eukaryota; Metazoa; Chordata; Actinopteri; Anguilliformes; Congridae
Product: FERM domain-containing protein 4A-like
Exons: 22
Coding region: 262-2910 (882 amino acids)
Biological process (GO): establishment of epithelial cell polarity
Cellular component (GO): adherens junction; cytoskeleton; bicellular tight junction
Source: RefSeq, a predicted model, not a curated record
CGGGGUGUCACGUAGCGCCCUGCCCCUCCUCCGUCACUGUCCCGACGCGUCCCGGAGUCUCGGGAGAGACGGCAGAGGGACUCCGCCGCUCAGAGCAAGCACUCGCUCCAGGAGACGCCCCCGGUGUUCCUCUGUGGGAAGCUGGGUUUGGGUCUCCGGAGCAGGGACGGGGGGUCUGAGGGGGCGUCGAAACGGGCGGAUUUAGGAGAGGGGGGACGCGAGGAUCCCCUGAGGAUACUUACGACGCCCGUUUUCGGUGGAAUGAGACAAGGCUCUUGGGGGAAGGGAGAGCCACCACGACGGCGAAAGGGAAGGCGGAGGAGAGGAGGUCUCGGGGGAGAGGAGGUCUCGGGGAAGAGGAGGUCUCGGAGGAGCGGAGGUCUCGGGGGAGAAGAGGUCUCGGGGGAGAUGGCGUCCUCUCUGACGGGCUUUCCAGACGCGCUGUUCGCCGGCCGAGGGCUGCUGUGGGACCUGACGGCCGCGGCCCUCCGGCGGUGGAGGGGGGUGAACCUGAGGGUGCUCCACCUGCUACUCCGGCAUCGCUGCCUCCCCACCGCCCUGUACCAGAUGACGGAGGGCCGGCGAUGUCAGGUCCAUCUCCUUGACGACCGGAAGCUGGAGCUGCUGGUGCAGCCCAAACUGAUGGCUAAAGAUCUCCUGGACCUGGUGGCAUCCCACUUCAACCUGAAAGAGAAGGAGUAUUUUGGGAUAUCAUACACCGAUGAAACGGGCCAUUUCAGCUGGCUGCAGCUGGAUCGCAGGGUCCUGGAGCACGAGUUCCCCAAGAAGUCUGGACCGGUGGUUCUGUUCUUCUGCGUCAGGUUUUACAUUGAAAGUAUAUCCUACCUGAAGGACAAUGCUACGAUUGAGCUGUUUUUCCUCAACGCUAAGUCUUGCAUCUCCAAGGAGCUUAUCGAGGUGGACAGUGAGGUGGUGUUCGACCUGGCCUCCUUCAUACUGCAGGAGGCGAAAGGUGACUUCACCAGCGAUGAAGGGACGAGAGGCGACCUGAAGAAGCUCCCAGCGCUGCCCAUGCAGGCCCUGAAGGAGCAUCCGUCUCUGGCCUACUGUGAGGACCGUGUGAUUGAACACUACAAGAAGCUGAGCGGCCAGUCCAGAGGCCAGGCUAUUGUCAACUACAUGAGCAUAGUGGAGUCCCUCCCUACAUACGGAGUCCAUUACUACGCUGUGAAGGACAAGCAGGGCAUUCCGUGGUGGCUGGGGCUGAGCUACAAAGGCAUCUUCCAGUACGACCACCAGGACAAGGUGAAGCCUCGGAAGGUGUUCCAAUGGAGACAGCUGGAGAACCUGUACUUCAGAGAGAAGAAGUUUUCUGUGGAAGUUCAUGACCCUCGCAGCAGGGCGUCGGUGACCCGCAGGACGUUUGGCCACAGUGGCAUCGCGGUGCACACCUGGUACGCCUGCCCGGCCCUGAUUAAGUCCAUCUGGGCCAUGGCCAUCAGCCAGCACCAGUUCUACCUGGACCGAAAGCAGAGCAAGUCGAAAAUCCACGCGGCGCGAAGCCUGAGCGAGAUGGCUCUGGACCUGACGGAGACGGGGACCCUGAAGACGUCCAAGCUGGCCAGCAUGGGGAGCAAGGGCCAGAUCAUCAGCGGGAGCAGCGGGAGCCUGCUCUCCUCAGGUUCUCAGGAGUCGGACAGCUCUCAGACGGCUAAGAAGGACAUGGUGGCCGCCCUCAGAGCCAGACAGGACGUUCUGGAGGAGACACUGCGACAGAGGCUGGAGGAGCUGAAGAAUAUCUGCAUGAGGGAGGCGGAGCUGACAGGGAAGCUGCCUAAGGAGUACCCGCUGGACGCGGGCGAGGACCCGCCGGUGGUCCGGCGGAAGAUCGGCCCGGCCUUCAGACCGGACGAGCUGAGGACCCUGCCCGAGGAGGAGGAGCUAGAGCGGCUGGAGCGGGAGUUCGCCAUCCAAUCACAGAUCACCGAGGCGGCCCGGAAGCUGGCCGGCGACGCCCACAUCACCGGCAAGAAGCUGAAGAAGCAGAGGAAGACCUCCUACCUGAACGCUCUCCAGAAGCUGCAGGACAUCGAGAACGCCAUCAACGAACACCGCGUCCGCUCCGGCCAGAAGCCCACGCAGCGGGCAUCCCUUAUCAUCGAGGAGGCCAAUAUCGGCUCUGAAGAUAGCUCCCUGUCAGACGCCCUUGUCCUCGAUGACGACGAUCCCCAGGUGACGGGCCCCUUCUCGCCCACCGCCUCCCCCCACCGGGGUCUGCCUCCCCGCCCCCCCUCCCACAGCCGGCCCCCGCCCCCGCAGUCCCUGGAGGGGCUCCGCCACCUGCACUACCAGCGCAGCGACUACGACAAGUCCCCCAUCAAGCCCAAGCAGUGGAGCGAGUCCUCGCUGGACGAGCCCUACGAGCGCAUCAAGAAGCGCUCCUCCUACAGCCACUGCAGCACUCACAGGCGGUACCCCAGCACGGGGAGCUGUGCGGAGGCCGGGGGCAGCAGCUCCCUGCAGAACAGCCCUGUCCGCACCCUCCUGCCCUGGAGGUGCCAGAGCAGCGUGCCCUCCACCCCUGAUCUGAGGACCCACACCCCCCGCAUCCACUCCACCAGGUCGGUGGAGCUCCGCGGCCUGGCCCGGCACUUCCGCACGCGCAGCUCCAGCCUGGAGCUGUGCCCGGCGGCCGGCCAAUCGGACGACGGCUGCUCCUGCGGCAGCCCCUCCCCCUCCCCGGCCCCCGGCUACGCCACGCUGGGCGCGGGCCCCCGGCGCCCCGGCUCGGCCGGCCGGCUGGGCGCGACCGGGUCGGGGAGCAUGCCCAACCUGGCGGGGCGGGGCGGGGGGGCGGGCGGGGCCCUGCUGGGCAGCCGCAGCCAGCCCUGCUCGCAGUACCGCAUCCGGGAGCACCCGCUAGCGACCAGGAGGGCCACUACAGCCUGA